This is a messenger RNA of Knipowitschia caucasica, 1497 nucleotides long. Lineage: Eukaryota; Metazoa; Chordata; Actinopteri; Gobiiformes; Gobiidae. The record is from the annotation of a GenBank genome assembly.
AUGAUGUUAGAGUGCGACCCGACAGAGACCGAGGGCGACCUGGACCCAGGGACAGCAGCGGAGCUCGGUAACUUUCCCCCCGAACAGGAACACUCUCACACGGUGUUGUUUGAUAAAAGCCGGCUCGGGCUGUCGUUAAACCCCGGGGGCGCGGUGCGGAUCUCAGACUCCCGAGAGAGCGUCCUCACGGAGCUGGAGACUGACGGGUCCGGGGAAGAGGCUCUGCUGCUGCCGUGUCUCACAGGAAGCGCUGCGUCUCCAGUGCGCAACAAGAGGCGACACACGCACAGCUCAUCCUCCGAGAAGGACACGCUGGCCUCUCCAGGGGCCCACCACGCAGACGUCAACCAUUUCCCAGAUGACCCAGAGUUUGCAGACAUCAUCCAAAGGGCAGAACAAGCGAUUGAAAAUGGAUUCAACCCAGAGCGCAUUUCACAAGGUUCCAGUGGAAGCUACUUUGUCAAGGAUCCGAAAGGGAAAGUCAUUGGAGUUUUUAAACCAAAGUCUGAGGAGCCGUAUGGCCACUUAAACCCCAAAUGGACCAAAUACUUUCACAAGUUAUGUUGUCCCUGUUGUUUUGGUCGGGGAUGCUUGUUGCCAAAUCAGGGUUACCUGUCGGAGGCUGCCGCUUCGUUAGUUGAUUCAAAGCUUGGUCUUGGUGUAGUGCCCAAAACAAAGGUGGUGUACCUGGCCAGUGAGACAUUCCACUACAGCGCAAUAGACCGAGCCAAAUCCAGAGGGAAGAAGUACGCCUUAGAAAAGGUUCCCAAAGUCGGGCGCCGCUUCCAUAGAGUGGGCCUGCCUCCUAAGGUGGGCUCAUUCCAGCUGUUCGUGGAGGGGUACCGUGAGGCUGAUCACUGGCUCAGACGCUUUGAGGCCGAUCCGCUGCCAGAGAACAUCCGGAAGCAGCUGCAGUCUCAGUUCGAGCGCCUGGUCGUGUUGGAUUAUGUGAUCAGAAACACAGACCGAGGAAAUGACAACUGGUUGAUCAAGUACGAGAAGCCAGGAGUAGGCGAGGGUGAAAAGGAUGCAGAGUGGCCAGAGGGCAUCACAGACUCCUGCAUCAAGAUAGCGGCAAUUGACAACGGACUGGCCUUCCCCUUUAAGCACCCGGAUGAGUGGAGAGCCUACCCGUUCCACUGGGCCUGGCUCCCUCAGGCGAAAGUGGCCUUCUCCCAAGAGACCCGGGACUUAGUGCUGUCGCGUCUGUCAGAUAUGAACUUUGUCCAGGACCUCUGUGAAGACCUCUAUGAGAUGUUCAAGACAGAUAAAGGCUUCGACAAGACCAUGUUUGAGAGACAAAUGUCAGUGAUGCGGGGACAGGUGCUGAACCUCACCCAGGCCCUGAAAGAUGGAAAGAGCCCAAUCCAGCUGGUGCAGAUGCCCCGCGUGGUGGUGGAGCGCAGCCGGUCCGGAGGUCAGGGGCGGGUGGUCACUUUGGGAAACGCCUUCACACAGACUUUUCACUGCAAGCGCCCGUUCUUCUCCUCUUGGUAG